GUCCCUAGACCUACCCAGGGUCCAGUUGCUCUUCUCGGGAAAGGAAAGAGAAGAGAAUGGGCGUCGCAGAAAAACACAUUGUCAUGGACGAGGCAGCAAACUGGCCUGCUGAACUACAUUUCCGAAAAUGCAAUAAUCGCAAGGUGAAGAGGAGUCGGUCACCAACUCGUGCAGUUUCUCCAGCACCAUCCUACUAUUCUGAACCACUUUCAGUUCGACAACGAAAGGAUGUAACUGUGAGACUGCCUUCCCUAACUCGAGCCGCUGAUCAGGAAGAUGAGGACGACGAAGACACUCAGAGUCUCAAAAGCUUGCCUACAGUAAUGAACACAUUGGCCUUUGACAAAGAGGUCAAAAGGUCACACAGACUUCAUAAAGGACACGUCAUCUCUGACCUCAGCCUGCCGCUUCUUCUCACCUCCAAAUGCACUCUUAUGGUAAAAGGUACUGGAUGUACAAGGUCCAGAGGAUUUCUUCCUGCCAUUAAACCCAAGGCUCAUUGGGAGAGCACCAGUCAGGAGAGACCACCAUGCCGUGCAGGAUGCAGGCCACACAAAGUUGGUCACUCUCCUCUCAAUCCGAGUCAUCAUUCUGAAAAAACAUGGAUAAUCAGAGAAAGCUUCCAGCACCUGCCUUCAUCAUCACUGUCCCUGGGACCUCGCAUCACCUUUCAGAGCCCAGUGGUACAGCCUGUCUACCCUGUCACUACUGACAAGAUGAAAGACACCAGGCUGUCUGUACAAUCUCACCAACCUCUGAAACCUGUACUGAAGAAACCACAGGCUCUCAACAAAGGAGCUCUUCAGUGCCUCUUAGAGGAAAGCUUCCUCCCCUGUCCCAGUGAUCCACACCUGCUGGAGCAGUUUUCUGGCUUUCAGGAGCAUCUGUGUCAUCAGCUGCUUAAUUCUCCACUGCCACAGGUCAACUCCUAUCACCUCCUGCACCUGGGUGCCAUGCUACCUGUAUCCCAGGGUGCACACCGCUCUCUGAACGAGCACACUGUGGAGCUUUGCAAUUCUCCAGGCAAGCGACUUCCCAGCAUAACAAUGACUUGUCCGACACCUUCCCCCAACCACCUGCACCACCCGGAAAACAGGCAUGUAGCUUGA
This is a messenger RNA of Trichomycterus rosablanca, 1109 nucleotides long. RefSeq lists its product as uncharacterized. Bases 57 to 1109 code for a protein of 350 amino acids. The transcript is spliced from 6 exons. The record is from RefSeq and is a predicted model, not a curated record. Lineage: Eukaryota; Metazoa; Chordata; Actinopteri; Siluriformes; Trichomycteridae.